This is a messenger RNA of Lottia gigantea (owl limpet), 1407 nucleotides long. RefSeq lists its product as hypothetical. The record is from RefSeq and is a predicted model, not a curated record. The transcript is spliced from 3 exons. NCBI's taxonomy places the organism in Eukaryota, Metazoa, Mollusca, Gastropoda, Lottiidae. The coding region runs from base 1 to 1407 and encodes 468 amino acids.
AUGAAAAGUAAUAAACAUGGAUAUAAAUAUGAUAUCAGUGAUGAUAAUAAUAAUAAUGGUAAUAAAGAUGAUGUCAGUGAUAAUAAUAAUGAUAAUAAUAAUGAAUAUAUCAGUGAUGAUAAUAAUAAUAAUGGUAAUGAAUAUAUCAUUGAUGAUAAUAAUAUUGGUAAUAAAUAUGAUGUCAGUGAUGAUAAUAAUAAUAAUGGUAAUGAAUAUCAUGUCAGUGAUGAUGAUAAUAAUAAUGGUAAUAACUAUGAUGUCACUGAUAAUAAUAAUAAUAAUGGUAAUAAAUAUGAUGUCAGUGAUGAUAAUAAUAAUAAUAUUGGUAAUAAAUAUGAUGUCAGUGAUGAUAAUGAUAAUAAUGGUAAUGAAUAUGAUGUCAGUGAUGAUAAUAAUAAUAAUGUUAAUAACUAUGGUGUCAGUGAUAAUAAUAAUAAUAAUGGUAAUGAAUAUGAUGUCAGUGAUAACAAUAUUAAUAAUGGUAAUAAAUAUUAUAUCAGUGAUGAUAAUAAUAAUAUUGGUAAUGAAUAUGAUGUCAGUGAUGAUAAUAAUAAUAAUAAUGGUAAUAACUAUGAUGUCAGUGAUGAUAAUAAAAUAAUGGUAAUAAAUAUGAUUGAUGAUAAUGAUAAUAAUGGUAAUAAUUAUGAUGUCAGUGAUGAUAAUAAUAAUAAUGUUAAUAACUAUGGAGUCAGUGAUAAUAAUAAUAAUAAUGGUAAUGAAUAUGAUGUCAUUGAUAACAAUAUUAAUAAUGGUAAUAAAUAUUAUAUCAGUGAUGAUAAUAAUAAUAUUGGUAAUGAAUAUGAUGUCAGUGAUGAUAAUAAUAAUAAUAAUGGUAAUAACUAUGAUGUCAGUGAUGAUAAUAAAAUAAUGGUAAUAAGUAUGAUUGAUGAUAAUGAUAAUAAUGGUAAUAAAUAUGAUGUCAGUGAUGAUAAUAAUAAUAAUGGUAAUAAAUAUGAUGUCAGUGAUGAUGAUUAUAAUGGUAAUAACUAUGAUGUCAGUAAUGAUAAUAAUAAUAAUGGUAAUAAAUAUGAUAUCAGUGACGAUAAUAAUAGUAAUGGUAAUAAAUAUGAUGUCAGUGAUGAUAAUAAUAAUAUUGGUAAUAAAUAUGUCAGUAAUGAUAAAAAUAAUAAUGGUAAUAAAUAUGAUAUCAGUGACGAUAAUAAUAGUAAUGGUAAUAAAUAUGAUAUCAGUGAUGAUAAUAAUAAUAAUGGUAAUAAAUAUGAUAUCAGUGACGAUAAUAAUAGUAAUGGUAAUAAAUAUGAUAUCAGUGACGAUAAUAAUAGUAAUGGUAAUAAAUAUGAUAUCAGUGAUGAUAAUAAUAAUAAUGUUAAUAAAUAUGAUGUCAGUGAUAAUGAUGAUAAUAAUAAUCAUACUUGUAAUAAAUAUGAUUUCAGUGAUAAAAAGUAA